GGUUUCGAGCGUAAAAUCUCCCGCAAGUUCGCUUGGUUCGCUGUGGUUGGCCGUGAUAUUGGCUGGCUGUUUGUUUUUCCUGCUAAGAGCCACUUUCUGAAGCCAGUAAGACGCGAACGAACAAGCCGACAAGAUGCCGUUUUCGUGCUGCUCCGCGUCGUUCUGCAAAAACAAUCGGUACAACGUAAACAGACGCGGCCUAGACAUUACGUUCCACACGUUUCCACCGCUGAACUAUCACAACGUAAGGCAGUGGAUCGAGUUUUGCCAGCGCGAGGAAGAUUGGCUGCCGAACAAACACUCGGUACUGUGCUCGGCACACUUCAGGGACGAUGAUUUUCAGAUGAACAACUGUCCGAUCAUCAAGCAGGGCAAACGGUUGAGACAUCUCAAGGGUUAUGCCGUUCCUUCCGUCAUGAGCCGUCCGCCGAUUACACUGUCCAAGCGCCAAAAGCUUGACGAGGUGCGUAUAAAGCUGCUGGCCAAUCUUUACAACAAGGACGAGCACAAUACAGGAUCGGAAAAUGAUCACACGUACAGCGAGGCGAAGACGGACGAGCCGGAACAGAGGGAUCCUUUGAAUGGGUGUAAGAAGAGUAUCUACUUUUUGCAACGAUAUCCCAACGUGUGCGCAUUCUGCUUGAGACUAAUGGAAGACGAUUCGGUGUUCCUGCCGCUGGGGCACUUUCACGACUCGCUGGAGUGUACCAUCGAGCAAAAGCUGGAUGAAAUAACUGGCGAUCCGAUGGAUCAAGAGGAUCGAAGCGAUGUACAAAACCUGCUCCCCGACAAGGUGUGUGAAGAAUGUCUAGAAACGCUGAUAAAAUUCCACCAGUACCAAAGACAGCUGGAUUGCAUGAAGAAAUUCAGCACCAGUAUUGCACACCUGCUGCACGGCAAUCCGAACCCGUUGGAAAAUCUGUACCAAGACCAGGGUCCUUAUCUGGUGAACAUACUGCGCAAUCUGGAUAUUGCUCAAGGCAAGCGGAUAAACCAAUCGCUGGAGCAGGUGCUGGAAGAGGUGACAUCGUACGGGCAGGAUAAGCAGAACCUACCCAUAUACGCGGAAGGUCCAGCGGAUCCGCGAUCGUUCGACCAGAGCUCUAGCACGGACGAUGCACUGUCGGAGAGUAUGGACACAUGCGACGAAAGCGGUACAACCGGGCCAGCAGUGUACAAGUCUUCCGGUACGGCACGGUCCGGCGAACGGACGCUAGAAAUCUAUGAAGUGCCGCACGGGAAUUCACGCAAGCGGUUGGCUGAAAAGAAUGAGACCCAAAAGCUGCACACCUGCCCGUACUCUACGAUCUGCCAAAAGUGGUUCCUCACGGAAGAGGCCGUGCAGCAGCACAUCAAGGAGGAGCACAAAUCGUUCGAUUGUCACAUUUGCGGCAGUAAGAUAGCGUUCUACGAUCUGUACCAGAAGCACAUGGAGAGUCACACCAUUGCGCGCGCCCUGCUGAGGUCUCACAAUCGAACGAGAGCGCUGUCGGAAUCGAUUAGCAGUGUAAUAAGUGAUGAAUCGUCCCAGCUGGAGCAGAAGAAGCGACCCAAACCGACCGGCAAUUAUGUGUGCGGAACUUGCCUUGGCGUGUUUGUGGACGAUCAAGAUUUCAGCAGCCAUCGGUGUUCCUUAGCAUCCAGCACAAAGCUUGCAACGCCCCAGGAUAUUUUGCUGUCCAAACGAAACAGAAACUUUACAAUCACGCCUGAACAUGCUGUAAGUGCUACUGCUGGAUCGAAAUGUAUAGCGAGUAAAACUUUCUUCCCACCCGUUGGUACUGCAAACCACAGUAACGACAACAGCGUCAAGCUACUUGACAUCGAAAUUCUCCAUCAAGAGCAUUCGGCAGCAGAAUCGGAAGAGAACGAUUGAACUGAACGGAUGCUCGCGUCACGAUGGGUUGUCCUGUCCUGUGAUUGAUAAUAAAAUCAAAAAUCGGCUAGGAAAAAGGGCCACAAGAAUUGCAACAAUUUGAAGUGUAAAAACGCUGAAUUAAGAUUAGGAUUCCAUGCAUUAUUACUUUUU
Messenger RNA from Anopheles coluzzii, 2029 nucleotides. RefSeq lists its product as uncharacterized. The record is from RefSeq and is a predicted model, not a curated record. Bases 134 to 1876 code for a protein of 580 amino acids. The transcript is spliced from 7 exons. Gene Ontology annotation, molecular function: zinc ion binding. NCBI's taxonomy places the organism in Eukaryota, Metazoa, Arthropoda, Insecta, Diptera, Culicidae. Gene Ontology annotation, cellular component: nucleus.